ACCAAUUCGUCACUGAACAUAGUUCCAUGCUUCCCGACCUGUUUCAAAGCCAUUUUGUGAGUUGACACACCACGCGGUUCAAGCAUAAGCAAUAUAAUGACUUGCGCGACUCCCAUAUCGAAGAAAAAGAAGUUUGUGGCAGAUGGAGUAUUUAGAGCCGAAUUGAAUGAGUUUUUAACCAGAGAACUAGCUGAAGAAGGUUAUUCUGGUGUUGAGGUCCGUGAAACUCCUAGCAGGACUGAAAUUAUUAUUAUGGCCACCAGAACUCAAAGUGUUCUAGGAGAAAAAGGAAGGCGUAUUAGAGAAUUAACUUCAGUUGUGCAAAAGAGAUUUAACUUUCAGCCACAAUCUUUAGAUUUAUAUGCUGAAAAAGUCCCAACUAGAGGUUUAUGUGCUAUUGCUCAAGCUGAAUCUUUGAGGUACAAGUUGAUAGGGGGUCUGGCUGUCCGUAGAGCUUGUUAUGGAGUUCUGAGAUUCAUCAUGGAAAAUGGAGCCAAAGGGUGUGAAGUAGUAGUUUCAGGAAAACUUAGAGGCCAAAGAGCUAAGUCCAUGAAAUUUGUUGAUGGCCUUAUGAUCCACAGUGGUGACCCAUGUAAUGAAUAUGUAAAUUCAGCUACCCGCCAUGUAUUAUUGAGACAAGGAGUACUUGGUAUCAAAGUUAAAAUUAUGUUACCAUGGGAUCCAACAGGAAAGAAUGGACCUAAGAAUCCUCUGCCUGACAACGUUUGUGUUGUCAAUCCUAAAGAUGAAAUUAUUCCUUCUGAUAUUAAGACUAUGGGAAUCGAAUUACAUCCACCAGCUAUUAUUUAAAUUUUGUUUUGCUAUGGAACAAUUUUUUUUUACCCAAUUGUAACAUUGUAAAACAAAUAAAUUUUUUAAAAAUUC
Nezara viridula (southern green stink bug) is the source of this 885-nucleotide messenger RNA. Lineage: Eukaryota; Metazoa; Arthropoda; Insecta; Hemiptera; Pentatomidae. The record is from the annotation of a GenBank genome assembly.